Molecule: messenger RNA, 1974 nt
Organism: Jatropha curcas
Lineage: Eukaryota; Viridiplantae; Streptophyta; Magnoliopsida; Malpighiales; Euphorbiaceae
Product: glucan endo-1,3-beta-glucosidase 12
Biological process (GO): carbohydrate metabolic process
Molecular function (GO): hydrolase activity, hydrolyzing O-glycosyl compounds
Source: RefSeq, a predicted model, not a curated record
GCCAAUGAACGCAAAUCAUUUUACCAUGUACAAACAUGAAUGGCCCACACUUCACCUUUUGUUCUGGAGUUUGAAUUUCUUGCCUCAGAGUUUCUGUAGCCAUUAGUGAUCAAGAUUUUACCAAAAUGUCUCUCAAAUUGAUUUACUGUGUAACCACAAGAUAUGCAAAGGAAAAGUAAUUCUUGCAAAAGCCAAUGGCAUUUCCAUACCCUCUUAAAGUGGUGCAGGAACCAUUAUUUACUACCUAGCUAAUAAGACUCUUGCUCUAAAUGCCCAGUCUCCCGGUUGAACCAUAAUGGCUCCUCUGCAGCUCCUCCUUCUCUUCCUCCUUGUUCUCAGCCCUUUUCAAAAAGUUUCCAGUGUCGGAGUGAACUACGGCACACUCGGAAACAACCUCCCAUCCCCAAAGAAAGUGGCUCAGCUCCUCCAGUCUACACUUAUCGACAAGGUAAAAAUCUAUGACACUAAUCCUGAUAUACUGGGAGCUUUUUCAAACACUGGAAUAGACCUCAUUGUUGCAGUGGAGAACUAUCACGUAGCAAACAUCAGUUCUGAUGUAUCAGCAGCAGAUGAGUGGUUUGCCAACCGUGUUGUGCCCUUCAUUCCUGCCACUUCCAUAGUAGCCAUUGCUGUAGGCAAUGAGUACUUAACCACAGAUCCUGACCAUUUACGACCAAAUAAUCUCUUCAAAGCAAUGCAGAACUUGCAUGCCGUGCUAGUGGCACGUGGACUUGACCGGAAAAUCAAGGUCACAACACCACAUAGUAUGGCUGUUCUUGCUUCCUCAUUUCCUCCUUCAGCUUCCACUUUUGCUACUACUCUUAUGCCUACCAUGACCUCCAUAGUGGGGUUCUUAGCUGACACUGGUGCUCCUUUCAUGGUCAAUGCGUAUCCAUAUUUCGCUUACAGAGACAACCCUGGUUCUGUUAACCUACAAUAUGCCUUACUAGGUAAUGCUACUGGAGUACGUGAUCCCAUGGGGUAUGUCUACAACAAUAUGUUAGAUGCACAAAUUGAUGCUGUUAGAUCAGCCAUCAAUGCUCUAGGGUAUGGAAAUCAGACAGUUCAGAUUACAGUGUCAGAAUCCGGUUGGCCGUCCAAGGGUGAUCCUGGUGAUGAUGCGGCCACGCCCGACAAUGCAAAGACUUAUAAUACAAGAUUGAUAGAACGUGCACAGUCCAAUAAAGGAACACCCAUGAAGCCUAAGGAUAAUAUAGAGAUAUUUGUGUUUGCUUUGUUUAAUGAGAACAAAAAGGAUGGUAGUGUUAGUGAGAGAAAUUUUGGGAUAUUUAAUGGAGAUGGAUCUAAAGUAUAUGAUGUGGAUUUGAGCUGCCAAUUCUGUAGCAAUGGAGGGACACUUGAAUUCAGCGAGAAGAUAUCAAAUGGGGUAAGAGGACCUUCAGUCUGGUGUGUGGCUAAGCCACAUUCAGAUGAGAAGGUGCUUCAAGCUGUAUUGGACUUCUGCUGUGGACCAGGUGGAGUGGAUUGCAGGGAGAUUUAUCAAAGUGGUGAUUGUUUUGCACCAGAAAAGGUCCAUGCACAUGCUUCAUAUGCCAUGAAUGCUUAUUAUCAGAUGCAUGGAAGAAACUACUGGAACUGUGACUUCAAAGGCACUGGACUUGUCACCUUCAGUGAUCCAAGCUAUGGCAAAUGCCGGUACUCGCAGCAGUGACAUGGCAAGGAGUGGCAGUAUUAGCUGUAAUGUGAUUUGCAGCUAACAUUGUAUUUAAUGUUCGCCAGUAUUGUUAUUGGAAGAAAAUUUGUAAGCUUAUCUAGUUUGGUCACUGCCAAAACUUCAUUUAAAUCAAAAAAAAAAAAGAAAGAAAGAAGGUUUGUUUUCAUUACAGAUUUGAAUUCUCUGUUUGUUUUGUCUGAAAAGUGUCUUUAUUUUGGGGAAGAGGUAAAAGAAGAGCACAUGGUGAAACAGCUGAUGUCUCCAUAAUCAAAGGCUUUUUUCUGUUUUCAGAUUGAAAA